AUGACGACUAGGCCUGUACAAUGGACUUUGACCGGAGAAGUAGCAGUAGUGAAGUGUGGCAAAUGUGACAAGCUUUGCAAGAAUUUAAGGGGACUGCAGAUACAUCAAGCCAAGACUGAUUGUGGGAAAUCAAACACCCAGACGCAACGCUCAGGCGGUACACCUGGUAAGACGUUGGAGGAUCCAAAUCAGGAAGAAUCCCAUAGAACUAGGAACCUCUACGCUUCGGAGAAUCUGGUUUCAAACACUCAGGGCGGGCAGCAGGAAGAGGACGACCAUGACCCCCUUCUUGAUCUGCUUCCCCUUCUGGACGAUGACACUAUAGAACAUGCAGAACCAGCACCACAGGCACAAACAGCUCCGGGAGAUGAUGAGAAGAGGCGCCCGCAGAAAGCAUGGCCCAAGACGACAGGCCGGCGAGCAUGGCAGGAGCUAGAUCAAGACGUUUCUGCUAUACUGGAAACAACCCUCCAGGGUCCAGCUGACAAAAAGAUAAGAGCAAUGACGGGUCUAAUCUAUACUGUAAGCAAAGAGAGGUACGGCUUAACUGAGAAGAAACCAGAUAAGCCAGCCCAUAUCAUCAGUAGGAGACAGAGGCUAAUCAAACAGACCAGGAAGGAGCUUAAACAUGUAAAGAGGCAGUAUAGAAAAAGCAAGGAAGAAGAGAAAGUUCCACUGGGUGACUGUUCAAGGCUAGAACCAGAAGACCCGCCAGAAACUCCUUUCGACACAAAGGAGCCAUCAUUGUCUGAGGUACAGCAUGUGGUGAAGAAAGCGAGGACAGGCUCAUCCCCAGGCCCGAAUGGCACACCUUAUCGAGUUUUUAAGAUGUGCCCAGGCAUACUUCGGAAACUAUGGUCUGUACUUAGAGUUAUUUGGAGAAAGGGCAAAAUCCCGGAUUGCUGGAAGAGAGCGGAGGGAAUAUUCGCCCCAAAGGAGAAGUACUCAACGGAUAUUGGUAAGUUCCGGACCAUUUCUCUCCUCAACGUAGAGGGAAAGAUAUUCUUUGCAGUCCUAGCCAAGCGGCUGACAACGUUCCUUAAAGACAACAACUACGUCGAUACGUCAAUUCAGAAAGGUGGAGUUCUCGGAUUUUCUGUGUGCGUCGAGCAUACCAGUGUUCUCAGCCUACUGAUCCGAGAAGCACGAGCGAACCAUGAUGACCUGACUGUAGUGUGGCUAGACCUUGACAACGCUUAUGGAUCGAUACCCCACAAGUUGAUUGAGAAGUCACUUGAGCAGUAUCAUGUACCAGAACACGUUUGUAACCUGGUAAAAGACUACUACAGAGGCAUUAAGCUACGCUUUGCUGUAGGAGACCAGACAACAGCAUGGCAAAGCUUGGAGAAAGGCAUUGUCACAGGAUGCACAAUCUCUGUGCUCCUGUUUGUAAAUGGGAAUGAACCUCAUCAUCAAUGCGGCGAAGAGAGAGAGAGAGACACGUGGUCCAAAAGCAGCAACAGGAAUCUACCUACCUCCAGUUAA
Dreissena polymorpha is the source of this 1485-nucleotide messenger RNA. RefSeq lists its product as uncharacterized. The transcript has 2 exons. The record is from RefSeq and is a predicted model, not a curated record. The coding region runs from base 1 to 1485 and encodes 494 amino acids. NCBI's taxonomy places the organism in Eukaryota, Metazoa, Mollusca, Bivalvia, Myida, Dreissenidae.